Radiomyces spectabilis is the source of this 1612-nucleotide messenger RNA. RefSeq lists its product as uncharacterized. Gene Ontology annotation, biological process: regulation of DNA-templated transcription. Gene Ontology annotation, molecular function: DNA-binding transcription factor activity, RNA polymerase II-specific; zinc ion binding. Bases 336 to 1508 code for a protein of 390 amino acids. Lineage: Eukaryota; Fungi; Mucoromycota; Mucoromycetes; Mucorales; Radiomycetaceae. The record is from RefSeq and is a predicted model, not a curated record. The transcript has 4 exons.
UUUUUCCUUUUUUCCCUUUUUUUUCUUUGCCUUCUCACCAUCCGCCUGCUUGGAUCCCUUUUCUUCGUCCUUUGUUUCGUUUUCUUUAUUCAUAGUAUUAAAUCCUCCAGCUGUCUUUUCGCUUCUUUCCUUUUCAUUUUUUUCUUUAAUUCUCUCUGCUGUGUAUUCGCAAGACGUGAAAACCACCAUCAUUUGAUCUUGUCCCUCUCCACUCCAAUCUCCCACAUUCUUUGUCCAUUUUUUUUCUUGUGAUUAUUCAUCUUCUUUCUGGUUCUUAUUUUUGACCACGCGUUCACAUACCAAUCAAACACAUUUUACAAACGAUCAAACAAGAGAUGCCAUCAAGUCCGCCCGUUAGUCGCAAAUUGACCAAUCCCAGUCCAAGCCGAAAUUUGCUGGUGGAACGAUGCUCGUCUCUCCGAGCCUGCGAACCGUGCAAACGUCGUAAAAGGCUCUGCAACGGCCAAAGACCAUGCAAUGCAUGUCUAGAUACGGGGAUGGAAUGUGUUUACAGCGUUAUUUCUGAUCAUCCAAGAAGUGUUUUCACCACCAGCAGUGCCCGUCGUUUGAGUAGUGGGUCUGCAUGCGAAACGUGCCGUCGUCGAAAAACCAAAUGCGAUGGUGGAAGCCCUUGCAGCUUCUGUGCUGCCAACGGGAUUGAAUGUGUCAACAACUCGGAACGCCGUAAACGCGCUUCGUUGGCCAACGCCGCGAAUCCCCCAGCUCCUGGUGACAAUGAAGCGAUCGAUCGCAUUGAAGACAGACUGCGACGUAUUGAAAGAUUGAUGACCGCCUUUUCCCCCAGUCCAUUAUCACAAAGCACCACAGUAUUUGAAAAUGGAGAAUGCGAACGAACCUGGAGUUCCAGUUCCUACAGAAAGUUGUCUUCCCCUCAUCCUCCACCACCACCGCAAACGGUGCGCCAACAUCGCCACUCGGUUCAGGGGAUUAACGCCGCCAAAGAACAAGUCCACUUACGAGCAGCGUUAGCUACCAAACGAGGGGAUGCCUUGACUAGAAAAGCCACACCUGUCUCGCCUCCUGCCAGUCCGCAUCAGCCCUCGCCACCUUCACCGUCUUCGCCUUCUCGACCAGGUCGUAUUUUGCGACAAAGCUCGUCGCACCAUACAGCGACUCAGCCUUUGACGUCGUCGAUGCUGAAUUUAUCCUUAUCUCCUUCGUCCUCAUCUACUUCGUCUACUUCGAAUUCAUCGAGCAUGCCUCCUCCCUCCAUGCAACCGUCCAUGUCUACGCCUAAUGUAUCUUCUCCCUCGUCCGACAUUGGCACGCCAUUCUGGUCAAAGUCCACCACGCCUGUUGAUCAGGCCUCUAACAGUUGUGUGACACCGCCCGUCGAUAUGGAGUGGAAAUAUGCCGCGCCGAUUCCUAGCUUAAUGGAUCAACUUUCACGACGUACAUUUGCCACCACAGCCAUGGAUUACACCGUUCACUAUCCUAUUUAUCCACUUACACCUCCUCAUCCAUCACCAUCGCACGCUGAAUUAUAAUUAUCUUGCCUUUUAACUUUUUUUUUGUUGCUAAUCUUGCUGGUUUCUCCCCUUUGAAUAUAUAUAAUCCGAACAACCUAAUAAAAAAGAAAACGAAAACGGAC